This is a messenger RNA of Colletotrichum spaethianum, 450 nucleotides long. Its product is annotated as sterol 3-beta-glucosyltransferase UGT80A2. Lineage: Eukaryota; Fungi; Ascomycota; Sordariomycetes; Glomerellales; Glomerellaceae. The record is from RefSeq and is a predicted model, not a curated record. The transcript is spliced from 2 exons. Bases 1 to 450 code for a protein of 149 amino acids.
AUGAAGGCUGCCGAUCUGGACGAAUCUCUCCCUCUACCAAGAUAUCCUUCGCCAUACCGCUCGCUCGCUCAACCACCGCUGCCCCAGCGCAACCUCGAUAGCUAUGGCGACGCCAGGCCCUGCGGGUGCUGCGAGCACCACGAGGUCAAGAAGCGCGUUGGCAAGAAGCUUCAGAAGAAGCGAUUCGAGCCAAACACACCAAUUAUGGAACUUCCCCAAAGGCUAAAGGAGGGCGACAACAGGAGAGAAGGGGAUCCGGUCCCGAACCAGGGCCCGUCCGUGUUUAUGGAAAUGAACCAGUCCAUCUUCGGCCUCAUCGCCGCCGCCGGCGGCUCCCGUGUCGGCUUCCAGGAUCUCUUCGAGUCCAGCGAUGAUGAGAGCGCCGACGAUCACGGCAGCCACGACCGACACCUCAGCGCCGGCGAGGAUAGGACCCACGGCCUCGGUUGA